Messenger RNA from Aspergillus steynii IBT 23096, 2538 nucleotides. RefSeq names its product kexin kexB (gene kexB). Lineage: Eukaryota; Fungi; Ascomycota; Eurotiomycetes; Eurotiales; Aspergillaceae. Gene Ontology annotation, molecular function: serine-type endopeptidase activity. Bases 1 to 2538 code for a protein of 845 amino acids. Gene Ontology annotation, biological process: protein processing. Gene Ontology annotation, cellular component: trans-Golgi network; Golgi membrane. The transcript has 2 exons. The record is from RefSeq and is a predicted model, not a curated record.
AUGCGUCUUCUCGACACCGCAGCUGUGGCGUUCGGCUUGUUCGCAGCCGCAACUGCCUCGCUGCAUCCUCGCCGAUCGUACGAAACCCACGAUUACUUCGCCCUCCACCUCGAUGAUUCCGCCUCCCCGGCCGACAUCGCCCAACGACUGGGCGCUCGCCACGAAGGCCAAAUCGGAGAGCUGGACGGUCACCACACCUUUUCCGUGCCGCGCGACGUCAACGGAGAUGUAGAUGCCAUGCUGGAACGGGCGCGAGUCCGAAGGAGACUGAGGCGGCGGUCCGGAGACGGCAGCGGCCUGGCGGAACCCGACGAGGGACUGGACGGCGUCCUGUGGUCGGAGAAACUGGUGCUGAGGCAGCGACUGCAGAAACGGAUGCCUCCGCCGGGGAACUUCCCGCGGGCGUCUGGCGACACCAAGGAGAAUCCCGAGGCCCUGAAGAUCCAGAAGAACAUCGCGUCCACGCUGCAAAUCGCCGACCCGAUUUUCAACGACCAGUGGCAUCUCUACAAUACCAAGCAACUCGGCCACGAUCUGAACGUCACGGGCGUCUGGCUGGAAGGGAUCACGGGGCAUAACGUCACCACGGCGGUGGUGGACGACGGGCUGGACAUGUACAGCAAUGAUCUGAAGCCGAAUUACUUCGCCAAGGGCUCCUACGAUUUUAACGAGAUGUCGCCGGAGCCGAGACCGCAGCUGGUGGAGGAUAAGCAUGGCACCCGGUGUGCCGGAGAGAUCGCGGCGGCGAGAAACGACGUGUGCGGAGUGGGCGUUGCGUAUGACAGCAAGGUGGCCGGCAUCCGCAUUCUCUCGAAACCCAUUGACGACCAGGACGAGGCGCUCGCCAUCAACUACGCCUAUCAAGAUAAUGACAUCUACUCGUGCUCUUGGGGUCCCAUAGAUGACGGAGCCACGAUGGAAGCGCCCGGCAUCUUGAUCAAGAAAGCCAUGGUCAAUGGCAUCCAGAAGGGGCGCGGCGGAAAGGGCUCCAUCUUCGUCUUCGCCGCCGGAAACGGUGCCUCGUACGACGACAAUUGCAACUUCGACGGAUACACGAACAGUAUCUACAGCAUCACCGUCGGUGCCAUUGAUCGGGAGGGCAAGCACCCUAGUUACUCCGAGUCUUGCUCCGCCCAGCUGGUGGUCGCCUACAGCAGUGGCCUGACUGAUUCCAUCCACACCACCGACGUCGGCACCAACAAGUGCUAUUCUCAGCAUGGUGGAACGUCGGCUGCGGGCCCCCUGGGUGUGGGUGUCGUCGCCCUCGCUCUCAGCGUUCGACCCGACUUGACCUGGCGCGAUGCCCAAUACCUGAUGCUGGAGACCGCCGUGCCGGUCCACGAGGACGACGGCAGCUGGCAGGUCACCAAGAACGGCCGGAAGUUCAGCCACGACUGGGGAUUCGGAAAAGUGGAUGCCUACUCGAUGGUCCAGAAGGCCAAGACUUGGGACCUCGUGAAGCCUCAGGCCUGGUUUCAUUCGCCGUGGUUGCGGGUGCAACAUGAGAUCCCUCAGGGAAACCAGGGCCUUGCCAGCUCCUACCAAGUGACCCCCAAGAUGAAGGAGAAGGCCAACAUCCAGAGACUCGAACAUGUGACCGUCACCAUGAACGUCAACCACACCCGUCGUGGCGAUAUCAGUGUGGAGUUGCGUAGUCCGGAGGGCAUUGUUAGCCAUCUGAGUACCGCAAGACGGUCCGAUAAUGAAAAGGCAGGCUACGUUGACUGGACCUUUAUGACCGUGGCGCACUGGGGAGAAUCUGGUGUCGGCAAAUGGACCGUCAUCGUCAAGGACACCGUUGUCAACGAGGACAUCGGACAGUUCAUCGACUGGCGACUGAACCUUUGGGGAGAAGCCAUUGACGGCGCCAAGCAGGCACUGCACCCUCUCCCCAACGAGCACGAUGAUGACCACGAUAUCGAGGAUGCCAUCGUGGCCACGACCAGCGUCCAGCCUGCACCAACCAAGACCGAUGCUCCUGGCGCACACACCGACGUCGCGGAUCGCCCAGUCAACGCGAAACCUACGCCGACUCCAGACAAGCCCACGCCGGCCGAGGAUACGCCGGCCCAAGAAGAGUCGCAUGCGCCCACGCCGGCGGAAACCACUUCCUCCAAGACCAGUGCCACGGAAGAGGCGGCGGCUGCGACCACGUCGUCCGAGAGCUUCCUGCCUGCCUUCUUCCCCACCUUUGGUGCCUCCAAACGCACCCAGGCCUGGAUCUACGCCGCGAUCGGGUCGAUCAUCGUCUUCUGCAUUGCUCUGGGCGUCUACUUCCAUGUUCAGCGCCAGAAGCGUCUGCGCAACGACCCCCGCGAUGACUACGACUUCGAGAUGAUCGAGGACGACGAAGACUUGCAUGCGGCCGGAGGACAAGGUGCCCGUACGCAACGUCGGGGCGGCGAGCUCUACAACGCGUUUGCCGGGGAGAGUGACGAAGAGCCAUUGUUUAGCGAUGACGAGGAGGAGCCGUACCGGGACCGGUCUGGCAGCGAUGAUCAGCAACGACGAGACAGCCCUCACGGAGAUCGACGAUAA